UACUGCGUGCGUGUGUGUUCAAGCCCUAUAAAAGCAAAGGAACUCCUCGGGUCAUUUACAUUCAAGCAGCAGCCACAGCAAACGUGAUAGCUUAGACGCCGUUGACAAGGAUGUUUAGCAGGUACUUUUCGGUUGUGCUGUUGCUGGCCGCGAGCGGAGGGGCGCUGGGCUCUCUGCAGGACAAACAGAGCGACUUCGGCUUGAGGCUCUUCGCCCGCUUGGCCGCAGCCUCGGCGGACCGCAACGUGAUUUUCUCCCCGUACGGCGUUUCUUCCGUCCUGGCGAUGACGCAACUCGGAGCGGCGGGGAACACUCGCAAGGCCAUGACCGCCGCGAUGGGAUUUUCCCUGCAAGAGCGAGGAAUGUCUCGCCAACAGCGCCUCCUGCAGCACGACCUCCACGCCGAGGACGGCUUGGAGAUGGCUAGCGGGGUCAUGGUGGAGAGGAAGCUGAGCCUGGACAAAGGAUACCGCCGGGCGCUGUCCAAGGCCUUCAGGACCCACCCGCACCAAGUGGACUUCAGCAGGCCCCAGCAGGCGCUGGACGUCAUCAACGCCUGGGUCUCGGACCGCACCGCCGGGGCCAUCCCCGAGUUCUUGGCGCGGGGAUCUCUGAGCGACGAGACGCGCCUGGUGCUCCUCAACGCGCUCUACUUCCAGGGACUCUGGAAGGUGCCCUUCGACCCCAAGCUGACGCACGAGAGGAUGUUCCACUGCGCCAACGGCAGCGCUGUGCCCGUUCCAAUGAUGACGCUCAUCAACCGUUUCAACUACGGGGAGUUUGUGACCGCCAGCGGCGUGGACUAUGACGUCGUGGAGGUCCCGUACGAGAGCGACUCGCUGAGCAUGCUCCUAGUGUCGCCCUUCGAAGCCGACGUGCCGCUGAGCGCGCUCGGCGGCGACCUGAGCGGCCAGAGGAUCCGGCAGUGGCGAGCCGCGCUCAGGAGCGUUCGGCGGCAGCUAACCAUGCCCAGGUUUACCCUGAACUCGGAAGUCAACUUGAAGGCCGCGCUCACCGACGUGGGCCUGGCCAACAUCUUCAGUCCGGCCACGGCCGACUUCAGCCACAUUACCACCGACGAGAGGCUUUGGGUGUCCAAGGUCCUGCAGACGGUCAAGUUUGAGGUCAACGAGCGAGGAACGAAGGGAGCGGCGGCAACGGCCGCGGUGAUGUUUUCCCGAAUGGCAGUGGAGGAGCUGACUUUGGAUCGGCCUUUUGUCUUCUUGAUCCAGCACAAACGCACGGGGGCCAUUUUGUUCAUGGGCCAGUUCAGUCAUCCCGCUUGAGAAGCCAGCACGACUUCCGCCGUAUCCGACCGACGACGACUCGACACCACAAGACAACUUUUCAAAACUAGGACUUGACAGACAUGACACUGAUGCACUUCCUCUUUCUGCUCGUUUUCACUCAGUCUUGUUCCCAUGCUACGUGUGUAUUUAUAUUGUAUUUAUUAAAAGAUAUAUAUAUUGUUUUAA
Molecule: messenger RNA, 1475 nt
Organism: Phycodurus eques (leafy seadragon)
Lineage: Eukaryota; Metazoa; Chordata; Actinopteri; Syngnathiformes; Syngnathidae
Gene: serpine1
Product: serpin peptidase inhibitor, clade E (nexin, plasminogen activator inhibitor type 1), member 1
Exons: 8
Coding region: 111-1286 (391 amino acids)
Biological process (GO): negative regulation of endopeptidase activity; negative regulation of vascular wound healing; negative regulation of plasminogen activation
Molecular function (GO): serine-type endopeptidase inhibitor activity
Source: RefSeq, a predicted model, not a curated record